Molecule: messenger RNA, 597 nt
Organism: Suillus subaureus
Lineage: Eukaryota; Fungi; Basidiomycota; Agaricomycetes; Boletales; Suillaceae
Exons: 2
Coding region: 1-597 (198 amino acids)
Source: RefSeq, a predicted model, not a curated record
AUGCUGAGAAUUCAAAAUGACCCAAACCUCAAUGUUUACCUGGACUAUGCUGUGGAUGUGUUCAUCAACAUUCGCACACAACUGGUCAAUGAUGACACAACCGAAGAUCAAGCAAUGCAAUUGCUUCAGAAUAUCUGGGAGGCCAACAACAAUGCAGUCAAGAUUUUAUGGCAACAACAGGAGGAGAAAAAGAAGAAUAAGCACAAGUUCAUUCCAAUCCUUGAAGAAGGCAUACCUGAUGACCCGGUCAUCACACCAUGCUCUUAUGCUCCGAGGAAGCUCAACAAGGGCGAGUAUGUGGAACUCUGGUACUUCACUAAUGAUGGACUAGAUGAAGCCAAUACAAAGAAGACCAUUGAUGAUGAUGCCAUGAUUCUUUCUACAUUGGCGGACAGCUCAAUGGCCUGGGUAUCAUCAGCUUCUACAUGGAGCAGGCGGGUAGUAGUAAAUGAUGAAAACUUACCCUUCAAAGAGUUCUGUCAGGCUUGCCCCUGCUUUCUGGUAGUGAUAGAGGAAGUGGACUGGCCAGAGGACAGAGUUUGCAUGAUAGCACACUUCUGGUUGAACAUACAAGUUCACAAAUACUGGUCACUUUGA